Messenger RNA from Phalacrocorax carbo (great cormorant), 3867 nucleotides. NCBI's taxonomy places the organism in Eukaryota, Metazoa, Chordata, Aves, Suliformes, Phalacrocoracidae. The record is from RefSeq and is a predicted model, not a curated record.
UGGGUACGCCCAGGCGCGAAAUGUAACGCGGGAAAAUCAGUGGCUCGGCCUGGGCUGUGGGCGCGGAGCGGUCGCGGCGGGAGCGGCCGCUCCUCCUCGAGCAUCGCCGGGACCGGGGCUGCCAGCGCUUCAGAAAGGUGCGGUGAGGCUGCGGCUGCUUCACCCCGGCCGUUGCUAUGGCCGGGGGCCGCCGCUGACUUUGCGGAUCCGCUCGGGGGUGACCGCGGGAGGUGCUGGUGGAGGAGGAAGAGGGACGAAGACCCCGCCGGGAGCCGCCGUCGCCGGCGACGAGCGGCUGAGGCGGGCCCGGGCGGCGACAGGACCUCCGUCCCGCUCCACAACCCCCCCAGUGCGCGGGCUCGGACAGGCGGGCUGAGCCGCCGCCGCGGAGCGCCCCCGAUCCUUCACCCCUUUCCCUGCGCCGGUGCCCGCCGGGGGUCGGUGAUGGCGGAGUGGCUGCCGCUGGGCCCUCCCCCGGUGAUUUUUUGCCAGGACUCUCCGAAGCGCGUCCUGGUUUCUGUUAUCAAAACCACCCCGAUCAAACCCUUCGCGCGGGUGGGCGGCGAGGAGCCGGCCCCCGCUCCGCCCGUCCCCACCAGCCCCGGCUUCAGCGACUUCAUGGUCUACCCGUGGAGAUGGGGCGAGAACGCCCACAACGUAACGCUCAGCCCCGGCGGCACCGCCGGCCCUUCGGCCGUCCCGCCGCCCCGCGGGGGAGCGAGCAGAGCCCCCACCGGGGACGAGGAGGAGGCGGGCAUCCCGGGCGGUGGCAGCAGGCACCGGCACCUGAAGGAUGGGAUAAGGCGCGGCCGGCCGAGAGCAGACACCGUCCGCGACCUGAUCAAUGAAGGAGAGCACUCUUCCAGCAGAAUACGUUGCAAUAUCUGCAACAGGGUCUUCCCACGAGAGAAGUCACUGCAGGCCCACAAACGAACCCAUACUGGUGAAAGGCCUUAUUUGUGUGACUACCCAGAUUGCGGAAAAGCCUUUGUUCAGAGUGGGCAGCUCAAAACUCACCAACGUCUCCACACAGGGGAAAAACCUUUUGUCUGCUCAGAGAACGGCUGUUUAAGCAGAUUCACGCAUGCAAACCGUCAUUGCCCCAAACAUCCAUAUGCCCGACUGAAGAGGGAGGAGCUCACAGGCAGGCUGAGUAAGAAGCAGACGGCUGACAAUAAAGCUGUGGCUGAGUGGCUGGCAAAAUACUGGGAGACCAGAGAACAGCGUGCUCCUGCUUUGAAAGCUAAAACGAUCCAGAAGACGGACCAGGAGCAGCAGGACCCAAUGGAAUAUCUUCAGUCUGAUGAAGAAGAUGAUGAAGAGAAAAACGGCGCUCAUUCGGCCGCUUGCCGCCGCCGCCUCCAGGAGCAGCGUGAACGCAUGCAUGGUGCACUGGCGCUCAUGGAGCUUGCAAACCUAGCUGUUGCACCUCUGUGACAGCAGACAGAACAGAGUCUGCCUAUACAAAAUGUACUUACUGGUGGUACUUAACCAGUUAGAUCCUGGGCAUAAGCUAAGCACCUUAUUUGCUUAUAAUAGGCUGCUAUUCUGUAGAACUUAUGAAGAAUGUUGUUGCCCCAUAACAUGGGGUGAGAGAAUUGCACUUUCUGUAUGGUAGAAGACAGAUGUAAAGUUUCUAAGUAUUUUGUAAAUAUGGGACUGCAUAACGCAGGGUUGACAAAUAUACAUGUUGUGGGGAGCUAGAUUUUGCAAGGUUAAUUCAUUGAUUUGGAGCAGUUUUCACAGGAAGCACUUUCUGAACAAAGUGUUCACAAUUAGCAGAAUGGUACACAUGGCCAAAGAAGGCUGACAAAAAGAAAAGUAUUUAUCUGACUAUUUAAACAAAUUUUUAUUAAGUGGUAGGUCUGAAGAUAUUGUUGAGCAGCAAUGAAACCAUGUUUUUCUAACAUCAGUGUGUCUUUACCUAGUAUCACUUGAGGUGGAAGGGAAAGCUUAGUUAUCUCGACUUGUAGAGGGGAAUAAACUGCUUCAUGCAGGAAACUUACAGGAUCGUUCAGGAUCUUCACUGUGACUGCUCAAGGUGUGAGGCUUGACCUUGCUGUUCUGCGUUUUCUGAUUUGGUUUCAGCAGAACCUGUUGGUAGCACUUGUUAUUCCAAACAUAUGUUCGGAACUUUUGCACAUUGUUGUGUUUAUCUGAAAAUGAUUAGUCUUGCAAAGUCUAGACAAAGGUAAACAAUUGGUAAGAAUUUUUUCGGAUAUGUUUGGACCCUGUAGUGAUUUGGCACUUGAUUUUAUUAAUAAAGGGGAUAUUUACAGGGUGGUAUGGAUGUGUAGUAAACUAUUCUAGAUCUCGUAUUAGCAAACACUAAGUUUUAAAGUAUUGCUUUUAUAUGAUUAUUAGCAGAUAGAGGCCUCCGUACUUCCUGUGCAUAAAGCCACCUUAUUGCUUUACUUCAGGAUAACACGCCAAUUUUGUGUUCACUAACUGUAGCACAGCUAUCAAUUAAACACUGCAGAAAAAUAUUCAGUAUACAACUAGAAAAUAGGCUUCCAAAGAUAGUUACAAGUUAACAGUGUGAUUUCAUAUAUUUUCCAAAUAAAUGCAGUUACAGAACGCUGCCUAGUACUUGGAUGCUGAUAUGUUUAGUCAUAUAUCUUUGUCACUUUGUGAAUGUUGGAUACUUUCAAAUAGCAUUGUCUCAUGGUGAUCUUUUUCUCUAUGUUGCUUUGAAGGCAACCAGAGAUUCUUGAUAUGCUAACAAAGCUUUGUUUUCAGAUUGAACUUGUUGAUGUAUGGGUGUUGGUUGGUUGUUUUAAGCUACUGCUUUAGGGGGAUAUUAAUAAUUUGUAUUGACUGACCUGCUUGCUUUAACUCCUUCCUCUCAUUGAAGGUCAGGAAAUUCAAAUGAGAAGGGAAGCCACUUCCCCUCUCGCUUAAACAAGAGGAAGAAAUCAUUUUAUCAGUCACUUGAUAUAGAUUGACCAGAUGCAUACAGCUGUUCUGGGAAAGUAGUGUGGUUUUACACCAGAAACUGCAACUAUUGGAUUAUGUUCUCUCAUAAUUGAUAACCUGAUUGUGACUGAAAAUCUCAUUAACCCAGUUGAAGUAAUGUGUUGAUGCACUUAACUGAAGAGUAGUUGAAUGAUUAAGAAAAAAAAAAAUCACCUUCAUUGAAUGUAAAUAAUUUUGCACCAGUGAUACGGUUUAACUUUUGCUUUCAGCUCCUAAACUUAGCUAACAUCAGGGUCAUUUGUUUCUAAGUCUUCUAGGCUUAAAGAUAUGAGACACCAUAGUCAUUCUCAGCUUCUUAGCCUAUGUAAAACUGGUAAUUCACAUGCGUAAGUUUGGAGUUUCUUAAAUACGUUACAUGGUUUUGACUGUUGAGGUGGCUGCAUGCAAAUCAGGUGGCUGCAUGCAAGUAGUCUGAUGCCAAAAUGAACGCUGAGCAUAAAUCUGUUGUACUUCUGAGUCAUAACUCAGAACUGCUCCUGAGGAGUAUUUCACACAUUCACUGCGUAAUUACCAGCCAGUUGCAGGAUGGAGUCAUAACUUACUUUUUGAGUUGUUUUUUUUUUAAAUUCCUCCCUCCUCCCCAGUCAGCUGUAAUGCUUCGGGCAACUCACAGAGUAUGACAAGUACACUGAAUUUACUACUGGCUGUAGACAAAAAUCUAGACAGCUGAAGCAGUUUGGUGUUGUGACAAGUUUUGCGUAAAAUACCAAGUUAAAAAAAAGACUGAGAUGUGGAAGACUGCUUUUUGUUUUAUUAAGAAGUGAUUACCUACAAGAAAUCAUGUUCAGUGUUUCUUAAGAUUGAAGUUGUAGUUUGGCACGACUUAACAGCAAAGUGGAUGUGCUGUCAUUUUAAUAGGCGCUUCGAAUAAAACCUUGGUUUAGUUUUCAA